This is a messenger RNA of Ostertagia ostertagi, 540 nucleotides long. The record is from the annotation of a GenBank genome assembly. NCBI's taxonomy places the organism in Eukaryota, Metazoa, Nematoda, Chromadorea, Rhabditida, Trichostrongylidae.
AUGCAAUUGGAAGUUCUACGAAUGGUUACGAAAAAAUUGGCCGAGAGUAAUGAUCGAACCAAGAUCAAAUUGACCAUCGCAGGCGGUUGCCGAAAUCAUGAGGACUAUGCACGUGUCAAAACUUUAAAGGAUUUGAGUGCGGAGUGGGGAAUAGCUUCAAAUGUGGACUGGAAGCUCAAUGUUCCUUAUGAGGAACUGCUUGAUCUACUAUCGGAGUCGCUGAUCUCAAUCCAUACAAUGUGGAAUGAGCAUUUCGGUAUUUCUGUCGUUGAGGGAAUGGCCGCUGGGACAAUAAUGCUGGCACAUGACUCUGGUGGUCCGCAAAUGGACAUCGUACUGCCCAUAGAUGGCAAAAAAGAAACACAGCCAAUAGGCUUCCUGGCAGCGACGAAAGAGGAAUAUGUGAGGCUAAUCUUGCACAUUGUGGAAAUGUCGCAGUUGGAGCGUGAUGCUGUACGCGAAGCUGCGCGAGCAUCAGUAAGCAGAUCAGUGAGAAGGAAUUCGAGCGGAAAUGGAAUGUGGCUAUUGAGCCGUUGUUAA